UUGGCAUUGUAGAGUUGCAGGGUGCAGAGUGACGUGUGGUUCAUCUUCAACUUUGAGAAGUUGAGAGGUAAUUGAGAUAUGGCUAUGGCGGUUGCACCACCACCGAAUGCCACGAAACCCCUCGCAAUAUUCUCACCGACCACCGCCGCUAACAAAAUCGGCUUUCGCAUCUCGAGAGCGACGUCGUUCGGCAUCACCCGAGCCUCCGACCCGAAAAGUCCCAACUCAGAUGGCCAAAACCUUCCCUUGGUUCCCCAGGAGGAUUUGGUGUAUUUGGUGAAAUUGGGAGCCGGGUCGCUGGCGGGUGCAGCUGCAAUCAAGUACGGAAGCGUAAUAUUCCCAGAGGUAACAAAACCUAAUUUGAUUGAGGCAAUCGCCAUCAUAACUGCUCCUGUUGUUGUUGCUAUUGUGCUACUCAUCAAGCAGAGUCGAGUAAAUUGAAGAACAAGAAGAAACUCAUAUUGUGUGAAAGCUUUGGCUCUGUUUCUGUAAGCAGUGUAACUUUCUGCUUGGGUAAAAACAGCAAUCACAAUAUUAAGACUUCAAAAUUCCAACUUUCUUGACAAGAAAAGUUAUGGAGGA
Ipomoea triloba (trilobed morning glory) is the source of this 582-nucleotide messenger RNA. RefSeq lists its product as uncharacterized. The transcript is spliced from 2 exons. Gene Ontology annotation, cellular component: chloroplast. Lineage: Eukaryota; Viridiplantae; Streptophyta; Magnoliopsida; Solanales; Convolvulaceae. The record is from RefSeq and is a predicted model, not a curated record. Bases 79 to 441 code for a protein of 120 amino acids.